UGACAUUCGUGCAGGAAUGCCAGACGGCAUGGGGGCAGACCAUCGCUGGGUGGAGUGGCGCGAGUCCCGAGUGCACCACCGCAACUGGCCUCACAUGCGACGCCAGCGGAUUUAUUCUCUCCUUGAAACUCCGCAACUACAAACUGGCAGGGCAGAUUCCAAGCUCUGUCAGCAACCUCAUUAAGAUCACCUAUCUCGAUCUUGCAAGCAACCAGCUGACAGGAAGCAUACCUGCAACCGUGACUGCACUCAGCCUGCUGAGAUACUUGUGGCUGUUCAACAAUACGCUCACCGGCCCCAUCCCAACCGACAUUGGCUCCAUGACUAGCCUUGUAUCCAUCGCUCUCUACACCAACAUGCUGUCAGGAUCCGUGCCCGCUUCAAUCUCAAAGAUCACUGGACUCACGUUUUUGUCUCUCGCUAGCAACCAGCUCACCGGCCCCAUCCCUGCAGACAUUGGCUUGCUGAACCGGCUGGCUAAUAUUGAUCUUUCAACCAACCAGCUUUCAGGAAGCAUUCCUGCCAGUGUCAGUGCUCUUGCUCAAGCCACCAUCCUGUAUCUUUCUAGCAAUCAGCUCACCGGCUAUAUCCCUGACGAGAUUGGCUACAUUUCUAAACUAUCAGCGCUCUCUUUCCGCCUCAACAGGCUGUCAGGAUCCUUGCCUGCCUCAAUAACAAAGCUCACUGCACUCACAACUUUAGCUCUGAGCAACAAUCAGCUCACCGGAACCAUCCCUCCCGACAUUGGCUUGCUCUCAAAACUUGUAUCUCUCUCUUUUUUCUCCAACAUGUUGUCGGGAUCCGUCCCCUGCUCCAUCGCACAGCUCACUGCACUCACAUUCUUCUCCGUUGCUAGCAACCAGCUCACCGGUCCCAUCCCCGCUGAGAUUGGCGUGCUCACAAGCCUGAUCGCUUUAGAUCUUUCAGGCAACCAGCUUUCAAGCAGCAUCCCUGCCAGUGUCAGUGCUCUUACUCAACUUACUGUCCUAAACCUCUUAAAAAAUCAGCUCUCUGGCCCCAUCCCGGCUGAGACUGGUUCCAUGUCCAGACUUGCAUCCCUCUCUCUCAGCUCAAACAAGUUGUCGGGAUCCGUGCCCUCCUCGAUCACACAGCUCACUGCACUCACUUUCUUUACCCUCGCUAGCAACCAGCUCACAGGUCCCAUCCCCAACAUUGGCGUGCUCACAAAGCUGGUCACUAUUGAUCUUUCAGGCAACCAGUUUUCAGGCAGCAUCCCUGCCAGUGUCAGCGCACUCACUUCACUCAAUCUCCUGGUUCUCAAUAACAAUCAGCUUUCUGGCUCCAUCCCCGAAAUAGGUUCCAUGACCAGACUUGCAUACCUGUUACUUGGCAACAAUCAGCUCAAUGGUGCUGUCCCUGCUUCCGUUGCAUCCCUCACAAGAUUGGUAAAUCUUGAUUUUUCGAAUAACCAGCUCUCAGGCAGCAUCCCUUCCAGCGUCAGUGCUCUCACUCAGCUCACCACUCUGUACCUGUAUAAUAAUCAGUUCUCUGGCUCCAUCCCUGCUGAAAUUGGUUCCAUGACCAGACUUGUAUACCUCUCUCUCCGCUCCAACAUGCUGUCUGGAACCUUGCCUUCCUCCAUCACUAACCUCACAGCACUCGCAUAUAUAUACCUGCAUCGCAACCAGCUCUCUGGUCCCAUCCCAGAAUCCAUCACCUCCCUCACUGGUUUGACACAUCUGGAACUUUCAUACAACCAGCUUUCAGGCAGCAUCCCUUCCGGUUUUGGCAGUCUGAGUCGAUUGAUUAGCCUGUUUCUUAAUUCCAACAAUCUUUCCGGCCCCAUCCCUCCAUCCAUUGGCUCUCUGCUCAACCUCGUUAACCUUGAUCUCUCGGACAACCAGCUUUCAGGGAGCAUCCCUGGGAGCUUGAGUGGACUCACUCGAUUGGCAAUCAUAAACCUUUCCGACAACCAGCUUUCAGACAGCAUUCCUGCUAGCUUGAGUGCUCUCACCAAAUUGUCCUACCUAUCGUUAUCUACGAACCAGCUCACCAGCUCUAUCCCAGCUGAAAUGGGCUCCCUGGAGUCACUGGCAAUUCUGUAUCUACACAAAAAUCAACUUAACGGCUCUAUCCCUGCCACCAUUGGCAGCCUGACAUCUCUGGGCUCCGUGUAUCUCUACUCGAACAUGUUGUCAGGGUCGCUGCCGUCCUCGAUAACAAAACUUACAGCGCUCACCAGUUUGGUUCUUGACAACAAUCAGCUCACUGGCUCUAUUCCAUCCGCCAUAAGCUCCCUCUCAAGACUAUCAUCCCUAUCACUGUCUCGCAACCAGCUCUAUGGACUCAUCCCUGACUCAAUCGGCUCCCUCACCAAGUUAUCUGUCAUGGGUCUUGCCUCAAACAAGCUGUACGGCCGCAUUCCUGACAGCUUCUCCAAGCUCACACACCUCACCUUUCUCAACCUCUCCAGCAACUACCUUGCCAGCCCCAUCACGCUGCCCGCCAUCAGCACCCUGCGCCUCUCCAGCAAUUUUCUUUAUGGUCCUCUGCCCAACGGGACAUGCCAGGCUCUCAAUUUCGAUAGCAACUGCUUCACACUUUCGUCUGGCUGCACUAAUGUGGUGCAGCGGCAGGAAGCAGCAUGCAAUGCAUUCUGUGGCGUCUCCACUGCAGCUGCUGCUGCUGCUCCUUGUGGUGGAGGAGGGGUGUGCGUUCCAGACCAAGUUACCCUGGUCCCAACCUGUCUAUGCGAUGCGGGGUACAUCCAAUCUGGAAUUUUCAACUGCGUGGCUGACGGCAGCACCAACAGCACCUCAGACAGCACCAACAGUACCUCGGGCAGCACCAACAGUACCUCGGGCAGCACCAACAGCACCUCGGGCAGCACCAACAGCACCUCGGGCAGCACCAACAGUACCUCGGGCAGCACCAACAGUACCUCAGGCAGCACCAACAGCACCUCGGGCAGCACCAACAGUACCUCGGGCAGCACCAACAGUACCUCGGGCAGCACCAACAGUACCUCGGGCAGCACCAACAGCACCUCGGGCAGCACCAACAGUACCUCGGGCAGCACCAACAGUACCUCGGGCAGCACCAACAGCACCUCAGGCAGCACCAACAGUACCUCGGGCAGCACCAACAGUACCUCAGUCUGCUUGUCUAUUGUCCCGCCAACAACUGUGCUCACCAAAGGGACGCAGAAGGAGACGGGGGGGGAAUUCACCGCGGAUCCAGUGCCUCUGUUUGUGUACGGGGCGGGACAGGUGGUGUCGGGGUGUGGAGUGCAGCUCGCCUUCCGGGCCAACUUCACCUUCUCCCUCGCCCCUCAAUCCGGCCGUGCUGGCAACAACGGCUUCGCCUUUGUCGUCUCGGCAACGGACCGGGUGGGGAAUGGAUCUGGUGUGGGGUAUGGUGGCAUGGACACCCGCAGCAUGGCGGUUGAGUUUGACACGCUGCGGGACAAGCUGCAUGGCGACAUGAGCACCCCGCACGUGGGGCUGAACAUUCAAGGCCAGGACCAGUCAAUAGCCGCUGUGAAGUCGCCGUUUCAGCUGACCAACAGAAAGGCAUACACGGCGUGGGUGGACUAUGAGCCUGGGGAGCCCGGCACCAUCCAGGUGUUCCUGGCUGCCACGGAGGUGAAGCCAGCUCAGCCGCUGCUGGAGAGGAGGCUGGCGCUGUGUGAGGUGCUGCAGGCUGGAGCGGAGCAGCAGGCGUUCUACUUUGGCUUCGUGGCGUCCACCACUGUGAAGCCGUUCCAGAUGCAUCUCAUCCUCAAGUCAGGAGUUCACACAGGCCUUCCAGCUCCACGCAAGCCGGUAGACAUCAUUCCAGCCUUUGGUCUGACUCUCUCUGUGGCGUCAUAUGCGCCUGUGGGAGCCAGUCCCUUCAUGCGCUACAUGAGUGCGGACUACCGAGUGUUGGCCAACCAGCAGAGUGCAUGGCAAGUCAGCGGCUCCCACUCCUGGGACUCCAUGCCCUUCCUCGGCUGGCCGGUCAAGAACCAAAAGGACUGCAGUGCGAGUUGGGCGUAUGCGGUGGUGGCGAGUGUGGAGGCAGCGUACGGCAUUGCGCUGAACAGUGAGGCGCCACGGCUGUCAGUGGACUCACUCUUUGCAGCCAUGGGGCUCACCUCCCUCACUGCCAAGUGCAUGGCAGGCGGCUCUCCUGCCGCGGCCUUUGAAAGGCUUAUCACUCUGCCCGCUGGUGGACUCACAACAGACAGCAAGCCGCCAUCGAAGUACCCCAUCCAGGGAUUUGAGCGCACGCGGUUUAAGGGUCAUGUAGGGCUCAUGCUGGCAGUGCGACGACAGCCAGUGGUGGUUCACAUUGAAGCCUCUUCUACCUCGUUUGUACAGUACGACGGGACUUUCAAGUACCAGGAUCCUGCCUGCUACACUGGCAACCUGGACCAUGCUGUACUCGUUGUUGGGUAUCUCCUUUUCACAAAUAACGGCCGCCCGAGCCAAACUGCUCCACCGUUUUGGAUCAUCCGCAACUCGUGGGGAUUGGAGUGGGGAGACAGGGGCCACAUGCGCAUGGACAUUCAGGGAGGGGAUGGUGUGUGUGGCAUCAACGUGUUGCCAGGCAUCUACCCCAUUGUCAAGACCAACACCACGGCCUCCAUGUUGACAGUCACUGGCGCCAAUUGGCUGUGCUCGGAUGUCUUCCCUGCGGCUGGCAUCUCCUUGGCUGGCUUUGCAUCGCAAAACAUGGGCAUUAACUGCAGCCAGCCUUUGCCUGCGGGCAAGGUGAUUGGGGUGGGAAGCGUCACCCCCUGCACUGCAUUCUUCUAUGCCCUCAAAGGUGAUACCUGCUCCUCUAUCAGCGUCCAGCUGGGACUCGCAUCGACUUACCUUGCCUCUCUCAAUCCCGGCCUGGACUGCUUUGAGCCCAUCAAGGCGGGCCGCUCUCUCUGCAUCGAGCGCAACGCCACCUUCGCCUUCACCGUCCCUCGCUGCUUGCAGUACGGCAUGCUCUCAGCUCAGGACACGUGCGAGAGCCUGCUGCAGCAGAGCAAGGACUCUAGUGGGGAUAAGAACACAGGAGCUGAAGUGGUGACUGCAGCCAGCUGGAUUGGUCUCUACCGCAACAAUCCCGGCCUCAUCUGCCCCCGCACCACCCCUGCCUCCAGUGCUACUGUUGCCAGCACUCAGGUUUGUCUCAAGGCCGAGUACGAGUCCAUCAAUACUAACACCUGCAAGGUGGGCAGGCUCAAGGUGGUCUCACCACUGCUCACAUGCCAAGGUGCUUUCAGCUUCUUCGGUGGAGCUAAAGCUGGACCAGCUGCAAAAUUUACUGAAUACAAUGAGAAGGCAUGCUCCGAGACCGUAGGGGUUACAUCUAUUUGUGUGCCGUAUUGA
Molecule: messenger RNA, 5330 nt
Organism: Closterium sp. NIES-65
Lineage: Eukaryota; Viridiplantae; Streptophyta; Zygnematophyceae; Desmidiales; Closteriaceae
Source: the annotation of a GenBank genome assembly